AUGGGUGAAGAGCAACAGCUCUUCUUGAUCGAAUUCCUAGUCGAGAAGGUUAAGAUUCCUGUAAUUAGAGCAAUGCAGGACGAGUUACUACCAGCCUGCACCUGCGUAUCUUUCCAAAUUCUAAGCUUGCCACCUGUCGAUAUUUGCCAAGAAGCUUUGACCGACGGUUGCGGUUGCGAGGAGGGUGACACACAGAUCUUCAAGAAAGGCAAAUCCUGUUUGUUCGCUCUGCCAUCGAUCGUACUCCAAAGGCCAGUAACCUCGUUCCCGGUGAAGUUAUCCGUCUACAAGAAACUACCUCCCGGAGUACUACCGGACGUGAUGCUGGUCGGUUGUCACCAGAUCGAAGCCAAAGCCUUGAUAAACGCCGUGUUGAGCCAGAAGGUUUUCAAGAUCGCGAAUCCUUGCCAGACGAUCAAGGACACGUUCAAAAUUACUACAGUGACGGGUCAAUGUGUUGGCUCGGUUACGGUCUACAUAAGGGUGUCUUGUUUCGGAAAUAAAAUCAUCACCCAGUUUCAAGUGCCUCACAAUAGGAAACCCUACCUCUUCAAAGGCACCGAAGAUAGCCCUGUUUUUCAAUGCAAGAAGAUACCCUCUUCUUGCGAUACACCGGCUCCGUUGAAGUGUACCUGCACGAAGAAAUGUAUUGACGGAAGUGGCGAGUCUGCUGGAAAAACUUGUUGUCAGACACCUCUUGUUGUGGCACCACCUUGUCCGCCUUUACCUGACAAGUUAAGCGACUGGGGACCACGACCUUGCUGUUCCAGUCGACAACCUUCUGCUGGCACACAAGGAGCAAGUUGUCCAUGCUCUUCCAAGUCGCCUCAGAAGAGUCAAGAGGAUAAAAGAUCUCUGUUAGGCGGAUUACGCAGCACUCAGCAGAGUGAUAGAAAAUGCGAUCCUUGUUGCGGUGCGCAACCGGUGCAAAAAGAUGUGUGUCCACCAUGUUGCACUGCAUCCUCGAAAGGACCCAAAGGACUCAGUGAUUUAUUCAGUGAGCCGGCUACGAAAAAGUGUGGAUGCCCUGUGAAGGAGUACAGUUGCACCUGUGGAAAGUGAAAAGAUUCUUCUUUCUUGAAAAACCAGAAUUCCUAUAUCAGUGACAGUUAACCAAACAUGUUUCAACAUGGAACAUGGAACAUUUUAACAUGGAAGCAAAUUUUUCGUGAAUAUGGACAAUAGACUUGAUCACUUAUCCGGCCGAUGUACUUAUUAAACUCUUCGCUGAAGACGUGCUGAUAACAGGAGGCGAUAUUAACGUGGUAUUCGAUCCGAGUAACAAUGCAAGAAGAGCGUUAACAUCGUCGAAAACGAGACUUUCCCGCGAUUGAAACGACCGGAAGAUGUAAUUAAGCUGGGAGAGUA
Molecule: messenger RNA, 1368 nt
Organism: Megachile rotundata (alfalfa leafcutting bee)
Lineage: Eukaryota; Metazoa; Arthropoda; Insecta; Hymenoptera; Megachilidae
Source: RefSeq, a predicted model, not a curated record